GGAAAAUUACCAUGACCCAAUAUCUUACGAAGUUUGUAAACCACAUCCCCAUAAAAAACGGGUUUAGAAAUACCUUCUCGCAGAAGUGUCUUUAAAUUACUAUUGAAUUUUAAAACUAGAUCAGAAAUACGAUAGUAAAAUUUAGCAAAAUAUUUACGCAAUUUGUAAUAACGGUAGCCUUGCUGAAGAAGUUUACUUGUAAUAUAUUGAUUCCGUUCAUUGAAAUGCUUGACAUGACUACACGCUCUGGCAAACCGAAUUAAUUGAGAAAUAUAUACCCCAUAAGAUGUAGCCUGAGGUACACCACCAUCCAAAUGGGGAAAAUUUACAAUACUAAAAUUAAAAUCAUCCCUCUUGGCAUAAAUUUUGGUAUGUAUAAUAUUGUCAUAAAUAGAGAGAUAUAAAUCUAAAAAUGAAGCAUCAGUAUCCGAAUUGUUAGUUUUAAUUAACUGAACCUGCCUAGGAUAAAUAGUACCCACCAAAUGACCAAAGAACGGAUUAUCCAUAUUAAGAAUAUCAUCCAGAUAGCGUAAUGUAUUAUUGAAUGCAGUUAUAAUAUCUGCCUGCGUAUCUGGAGAAAGGCUCAACAUAAAGUCUCUUUCAUAACAAUACAAAAACAAAUCUGCGACAAGGGGUGCACAAUUUGUUCCCAUGGGAAUACCAACAACUUGUCUAAAAACUGCAUUCCCAAACCUGAUGUAAAUGUUGUUUAAUAAAAAGGAAAGGGCUUUAUAAACUUCGUCACAGGUCCACAUUGUAUAAUGUUUAAUAAUAUUGCUAGUAAAAAAUUGAAAGCGAGAAAUGUAGCAUUCUCUCUGGCAAAAGUCUUUUGAAUUAGGGCAGUUAAUUUGUCAUUUAUUAAGUUAUGUGGUAAAGUGGUAUACAAAGUAGAAAAAUCGUAUGUACUGACUGUAGACACCUUGUAAUUAUUAAUUUUAAACUUAUCCAGGAUUUCGCCAGAAUUUUUAAAACGGAUCUGUUUGAAUAAUAUACUGGUCCGCUUCCUUGUCUAGCUUUUUAAAGGACUGAACAGAUAAAGAUGUGAGACGAGAAAGCAUUGAACGUCUACCAGAGUUUGAAAGAAUUAAAUCGAGGUCUGCAACAGAUAUAUUGACUUUAUAUUUGCGCUUAAUGUUACUAUUGCGUCUAAUUCCGUGAGACCUAGAUUUACGUUUCCAAAUAUCUAAAAUAGAAAAUCGGUAUCAAGGUUUUUAGAGAUAUUUCCUUCUAGAUUCAUUUAUUUCAAAAUUCUAUAAAGAAUAAAGGAAUGAUGAUUGUUUUGUUUUGUAGAGAAAUAUUUUUUCACAUUUCACGCGUCGGGAAACAAUAUGACAAAUCGAGAGUACUUUCUUGCAUCUUGCGUUUUGGGAAUAGCAACACAUGUUUCCCUUUUAUAGAUUAAUUGCUAGACAAGUAUUAGAUAGUCUGCUACAGAUAAGCUUUAUACCUAACAGUUCUUCUUUUACAGAAACACAUUCAUUUAAAUAUCAGGAGGUAUUUUUCGUUAAUAAGAUAUGGGCGACACGAUACCUGCAGAAAAGAGAAAAGCUUUGAAAGAUGACGUUGAUCGUGGUUUUGCUUGGGUUGUAUUAAUAGGAUGUUUUGUAAUGUACAUGUUCGUGGUUGGAAGUAUCAAGGCCUAUGGGAUGCUUUAUACGGAGGUGGUCGAGUAUUAUUCUUCCGGAUCUGGUAAUACAGCUUGGAUUGGCAGUAUAGUCAUAAUACUUGAAUUAGGUCUAGGACCAGUAGCCAACUUUCUUUGCAAAAUCUAUACAUUUCGACGUGUAACUACAAUAGGAGGUAUUCUGAUAGGGUUUGGAUAUUUUUUGUCGGGGUUUGUCACAAGGAUGGAACACAUGUACUUAACAUUCCUAAGCGUUGGACUUGGAUGUGGUUUAACGUUUGCACCUUGCUCUACAAUUAUAACUUAUUAUUUCAAUAAACGUCGAGCACUUGCUAUUGGUAUUACGGUGUCUGGUAGUGGUGUUGGGGCGAUAUAUCUUCCAUUCCUAUAUAAGUAUCUCAUUGAGAAGUAUGGUCUGAAAGGGACGUUCUGGAUCAUCGGCGCAAUCUUUGCUAACAUUUGUGUUGCGGCUUGUAUAUUUCGACAGCCAAUAUACUUAGUAGAGGAACAGAAAAAAAGAGUUCUUGCGAACAAUAAUUCUAACAGUGAAUAUGAUGUUGAUGGUGGCCAAUCAUCCCUUGGGGAAAAUGGUGAAAAUAUUGCUCAAGGGAUUAAUAAAAGUCGUUGCGAUGCAUUAGGUCUGAGAUGUUCUCUUUUUAAAAAUGUGUUAUUUACUCUCUAUGUUACAUCAUUCAUGUGUUGUGGAUUUGGAUAUGGUGGAAGUCUCGUUACAAUUCCAGGAAAUGUAAAGGCACUUGGUUAUGAUAAAACAUAUGUUGCACUCAGUGUAACAAUAUCGGGUGGUGCGGAAGUUUUGGCUAGAAUUUUGAUCGGAUUAUUUGCAGAUAUGAACAUUAUUAAGCCUAAAUACAUAUAUGCAGUUAAUAUGUUUAUCGGAGGAGCAUUUUCUCUAAUAGUUCCAUUUUUCGAAAGUUUUACUUUCAUUGCUGUUUAUGCAGUUAUUGUAGCUACGUUUUCAGGAUCAUUCUUCAGCUUGAUGCCACUGAUUAUGGUAGAUGCUGUGGGUUUAGAGAACUUUGUGUCUGCAUUUGGACUACUGACAUUGUCCUUGGCUGUUGCCGUUUUACCAAGUCAGCCUUCAGUUGGUUGGUUGUACGACUUGUACGGAAACUGGAAUCCAUCAUUAAUUCUGACUGGUUGUAUGUAUAUUUUGGCCGGAAUCAUUGUACUUCUGGAACCUAUCGUAGUCCGAUGCUGCUCCAGAAGGGACAACGAAGAAUCUAAUUCACCUGACAACCAAAGACAAAUCCAUAAUCAAUGCACACCAGCAGAAGAUGUGUGUAAUGAUAACGUCGGAUUCUCUGAUACUAGUUUCGCUUCUUGAAUUUUCCGUGCAUAAUAUUGACUUGUAUCAUGUAACUUGUCCAUUAUCAAGAUUUUUAUUGACAAUGAAAUCAUGACUAUUUCUUAGAUUCUGUCACAUCAACGUGUUUUAAAUGAGGGAAUUACUGAACAGUUUUGAUGUUUACAUCUGUAUCUGAAAUAGUUAAUGAUUUGCCUUUGUUUGUUUUGGGUUUAACGCCGCACCAACAAAAUUAUAUGUAAUAUGGCGACUUUUCAGCUUUUGGUGGUAGAAGAAGACCCCUAGGAACCCCUCCGUGCAAUAUUUCAUCAUGGGCGGACCCCGGGGUAGAACCAACGACCUUCUGUAAACUAGGUGGAUGGCUUCCUCACAUGAAGUGAGGAUUGAAUAAUGUUUUUAAAUAAUUACUUGUAGCUAGGAGUAACCACCUGAACUUUUGCUGCAUAUUUUACGUUACUACUUCCUGGAGGAAACCAUACUCAGAUUUUUGAAAACAAUAAUCUUUUUCAACAUUAUGUUUUUUGAUAAAAAUUGAGGGUGUUAUACACCUGUCACUGUAUAAACAACGUUAUAAAAUUAAUAAAGGCACAGAUAUUAAAGUCCUGAUCAAAACUAUAUAAUAAAGCCUUGUGCAAAUGGACAAGCAAACAUAAGUCUUAAACAGAAAAUAAUUUAUAAGUAUGCUCUUCGAAAUAUGUUUGCCAUUGUAAUAUUUAUUUCUAAUGUUUCCUUCCUUUGUAAAUAGACCAAUGUUAUAGAU
This is a messenger RNA of Mercenaria mercenaria, 3708 nucleotides long. Its product is annotated as monocarboxylate transporter 12-like. The coding region runs from base 1515 to 2969 and encodes 484 amino acids. Gene Ontology annotation, biological process: monocarboxylic acid transport; transmembrane transport. The transcript has 6 exons. NCBI's taxonomy places the organism in Eukaryota, Metazoa, Mollusca, Bivalvia, Venerida, Veneridae. Gene Ontology annotation, molecular function: monocarboxylic acid transmembrane transporter activity. The record is from RefSeq and is a predicted model, not a curated record.